Emiliania huxleyi CCMP1516 is the source of this 243-nucleotide messenger RNA. RefSeq lists its product as hypothetical. The record is from RefSeq and is a predicted model, not a curated record. The annotation marks the transcript as partial. The transcript has a single exon. Lineage: Eukaryota; Haptophyta; Isochrysidales; Noelaerhabdaceae. Gene Ontology annotation, molecular function: protein binding.
AUGUUGAGCGUGUGGGCGUUCGAGGAUGCCGACACCAACCUCUACGCUCGGAUGUACGACGCUGCCGACGGGCUCAAACGAGGGCGCGUCAAUCUGGAGCAGAGCCAGCUGCAGCGCUCGGGUUUGCCGCUGCCGACGCUGCAGCAGGUCUGGCAGAUAGCGGACACCGAUGCCGACACCGAGCUGACGCGGCCCGAGUACUACGUGGCUUGCCACAUCAUCAUGCGCCACCUCAAGCGGCAG